AUGUCAGGACGUUCUUCAACAAAAUUGUCAUUUGAAUUACCACUUUUUCAUGCCUAUGUCACAGGCAAUGAUGCAUGUGAUGUGUUGUUGAAGCUGGAAAAAGAAUACGAUAUAAAAUUUGUCAUAGAUGAAGAUUCGGUUUAUGUGGAAGGUUUGAAGGGACGGGAUCUGAAACCCAUCAAGGAGACACUUUUUGAUGCUUGGAAGAUGGAUAAUUUUCAGCGUGCUAUAGAAAUUUGUGAAUUAACGGCUAAAUCAAACUGUCAAUUUCUGUUUGAAGUAUCACCUUUGGAAGCUGCUCUUAUACAAUUGAAUGUUAAAACUAUUCUGCACCGGACGGGAGUAUUGCAGUUGAAAACAGAUAAUGAAGGUCAUGUAUGCAUUUUUGGAAACGGAGCCUCAAUUUGUAGUGCUUACGAUACAAUUGCUUCGAUUCUUCGCAAAGCAUCUUUUAAAAGCAAUACCACUUUGCAAGGCUUUAAUGAACAACCUUGUGUUCUUCUCAUGUAUGUUCCGAGCACAAUUGCUCAGUUUGUAUUUUCAAAUGAUAAGCGAAGUGUGAAUGCAUUAGAACGUAUAUCCCGGUGCAUCGUUGAACCACAUUUUAAGGAUGCAGAUGCAGUUGGUAACAUUAAGAUUGAUAUAAUCACCAAAGACCUUCAUAACGCACUAACUGCAAAGACAGCAUUGAUGGAACUGAUUGAAAGUCAUGUUGGGAAAAUUCAUAAAUGGCCAAGUCCGGUAACUAUUUGCUGUGGUUCGCUUGUAUCACGAUCAAUUCCGGAAGUAUCUUGCCGUUCAUUGGAUGAGUGUAAAGCCGUACUAUAUGGUUCGACAGAUAAAAGCUUGACUUUUAGCGUGCCUGAUUUUGAAGCUUCGCGUCUAAUUGGUACUCGAGGAUUAAAUAAAAAAAGAAUCGAAGAGCGCACAAACUGCUUCAUUUCGUUGCACACAGAAGCAAAGCAUGGCGGUGAAUUUCCUGUAGAAGUAAUCGGCCAUAAUGUGAAGGAAUGCGAAGCUGCUCAGAUUUAUAUCCAAAAUUUUCUGAAGGAAACACCGGGACACAGCAAUAUGACUCACAGUAAUCUGUUGGGUGCAAUGCAAUCAUCUCAACGUUUUAAUUCUGAAGUGGAAUUGUCACAGAUGAAUAUGUUGUCUCAUAUCUAUAAGCCAUUAUACAACGCAAGAAUGGAAAAUCCAAUGCAGUGGCAAUCAAUGCGAAAAGUUACGUCAAGGAAAAUUUUCAGCGACGGCGAAAUUUAG
Acanthocheilonema viteae is the source of this 1263-nucleotide messenger RNA. NCBI's taxonomy places the organism in Eukaryota, Metazoa, Nematoda, Chromadorea, Rhabditida, Onchocercidae. The record is from the annotation of a GenBank genome assembly.